Messenger RNA from Penicillium subrubescens, 1197 nucleotides. Its product is annotated as Rcd1-like cell differentiation family protein. The record is from RefSeq and is a predicted model, not a curated record. Lineage: Eukaryota; Fungi; Ascomycota; Eurotiomycetes; Eurotiales; Aspergillaceae. The transcript has 4 exons. Gene Ontology annotation, cellular component: CCR4-NOT core complex; P-body; CCR4-NOT complex. Gene Ontology annotation, biological process: mRNA catabolic process; negative regulation of translation. The coding region runs from base 1 to 1197 and encodes 398 amino acids.
AUGCUACAAGCGCAGAGCCAGCACGUCUUCUCUCACCAGCAUCAGUACCCUCAGGCUGAUCCCUCGUGGUUGCAGCAUCAGCAGCAGCAACAGCAGCAACAACAACAGCAGCAGCAGCAGCAGCAGCACCACCAGGCUCAGCCGCACCCUCAGCACCAGCAGCAGCAUGCCUCCCUGGUCGCCCAGCAGCACGCUCAGGUCCAAGCUGCCGCCGCCGCGGCGCAGCAGCAACACUACGGUCGCCUUGCCAUGAAUAGCAACGGCGCCGCGAACCCUGCGCAGGGUGCUGGAGCCGUCGGCGGAAUGGGUGGAGAGGGCCUUGCAAAUGCGGUCUCCGUCAUGGAUGGCGGUAUCAGUGAGGAGAAUCGCAAGGUGUUUAUCUGGGUGGCAGAACUCUUGGAUCCGGCUCGCCGAGAGGCAGCGUUGAUGGAGCUUAGCAAGAAGCGGGAGCAGGUUCCCGAACUGGCUCUCGUCAUCUGGCAUUCGUUCGGUGUCAUGACUGCUCUUCUCCAGGAAAUCAUCUCUGUCUAUCCUCUUCUGAACCCUUCUCAGUUGACUGCCGCGGCGUCAAAUCGAGUCUGCAAUGCGCUGGCGCUCCUGCAGUGCGUCGCAUCCCACAAUGAGACUCGCACUCUCUUUCUGAAUGCUCAUAUCCCCUUGUUCCUCUAUCCCUUUCUGAACACGACCUCCAAAUCCCGCCCGUUCGAGUACCUCCGUCUCACAUCCCUGGGCGUCAUCGGAGCACUGGUGAAGAAUGACUCGUCGGACGUUAUCAACUUCCUCCUUACCACCGAGAUCAUCCCCCUCUGUCUCCGCAUCAUGGAGACCGGCUCGGAACUUAGCAAGACCGUUGCCAUUUUCAUUGUGCAGAAGAUUCUUCUUGAUGACAUCGGCUUGGCGUACAUUUGUGCGACAUACGAGCGAUUCUAUGCUGUUGGCACUGUCCUCAGCAACAUGGUCACUCAACUGGUCGAGCAGCAGACCGUCCGACUGCUCAAGCACGUCGUGCGCUGCUUCCUUCGUCUCAGCGACAACAGCCGGGCCCGCGAGGCUUUGCGGCAAUGUCUCCCCGAACCCCUCCGUGAUGCGACCUUCUCAUCGGUCCUCCGCGACGAUGCAGCCACCAAGCGCUGUCUGGCCCAGCUCCUAAUCAACCUGUCGGACAAUGUCUCCGACGGAGCCUCGGCGGCCAUGUAA